AUGCCCAAGCAUAAGAUGUUGUUACCCAGUUUAGGUUUGUCCAUGUUGCUGAAGUUAUCUCUUCCUUCUUCCUCCUUAAACCAAGAACUUGAUUGA
This is a messenger RNA of Parastagonospora nodorum SN15, 96 nucleotides long. RefSeq lists its product as hypothetical. The transcript has 2 exons. Lineage: Eukaryota; Fungi; Ascomycota; Dothideomycetes; Pleosporales; Phaeosphaeriaceae. Bases 1 to 96 code for a protein of 31 amino acids. The record is from RefSeq and is a predicted model, not a curated record.